This is a messenger RNA of Drosophila guanche, 670 nucleotides long. It is a transcript of the gene PGRP-SB1, whose product is annotated as peptidoglycan-recognition protein SB1. Gene Ontology annotation, biological process: innate immune response; peptidoglycan catabolic process. The record is from RefSeq and is a predicted model, not a curated record. Bases 56 to 622 code for a protein of 188 amino acids. Lineage: Eukaryota; Metazoa; Arthropoda; Insecta; Diptera; Drosophilidae. Gene Ontology annotation, molecular function: N-acetylmuramoyl-L-alanine amidase activity; peptidoglycan binding; zinc ion binding. The transcript is spliced from 2 exons.
CGUUGCCAGUGGAACUCACAGUUGAACAUCAGAUCCAGCCAGCAAGAUCUCAGCAAUGACGUCAAUCAAGUUCCUAGCAGCACUGCUGGCACUCUGUGCCAUAGCUCACACCGCUCAGGCGCUGAAUAUUGAGCCACGCAGCAGUUGGGGCGCUGUGGCUGCCCGUUCGCCAGCGAGGAUAAGUGGCGCCGUGGAUUAUGUGAUUAUCCAUCACUCGGACAAUCCCAAUGGCUGCAGCAAUUCGGAUCAGUGCAAACGCAUGAUCAAGGCCAUACAGACGGACCACAAGGGCAGGCGCAACUUCAGCGACAUUGGCUACAAUUUCAUUGUCGCUGGCGAUGGCAAGGUGUACGAGGGUCGAGGCUUUGGCCUGCAGGGCUCCCAUGCACCCAACUACAAUCGCAACAGCAUUGGCAUUGUGUUCAUUGGCAACUUUGAGAGCAAUAAACCUUCGUCACAGAUGCUGCAGAAUGCCAAGGAUCUGAUUGCACAGGCCAAGCAGGGCGGCUACCUGAAGAACACUUACACGCUUCUGGGCCAUCGCCAGACCAAGGCCACCGCCUGCCCGGGCACGGCGCUCUUCAAUGAGAUCCAAACAUGGCCCAACUGGAGGAGCAUUUAAGUUAUGAAUUAGUUUCUUUAUUAGAAUAAAUUGUUGUACAAAUUGAAA